AUGUAUAUUUCAUUUUAUAUUACCGACUCAAGAAAUGGAUUAAUUUUCCAAUACUUACCAAGUACAGAUGCACCAUCUUUUACUAACCUUUGGACAAGAAUUAAGUCCACGUGUCCCCAGUUAACUAAAAUACAAUCCAAUGACCCUUUAUAUCGCAAUAGCAAUAAUAGUAGUAAUAACGAUGGUGACGACAACGAUUACACUAUAUGCUCUCCCACGAACAAAUCUGCAACACACGGUUUAGUUGGGAAAGAUUUAGAGGUAUUUAAAUAUUUCUCUAGAGUUAACAAUAUAUACUAUUGGAGUUUGAGAUCGUUGAAUUCAGAUUCUGUUGCCUCACAGGAGCUCAAUAUAGAGCCGCAUGUUAUAAUGGCAGAGAUCGAUCGGAUGCUAUUGGAUUAUUUCGAUAAAGAUAAAAUGACAAUCAAGAAGAUAGUGAAUAAUUAUGAUCAGAUAACGUUAAUCUUUAAUUGUUGUAUUAAUGGUGGGGAACCGAUGACAGGUGGGAUGUAUAUGAAUAGAGUUAAAAAUAUUGUUCCAAUGAAAUCAGAUUUUUCCAAAGUGAUUAAUUCGACUGCAUACACUAUACAGAAUGUCGUUGCUAAACAUCAAUAUCCAAUUAAUAGUUUUAUGGAACACACUGAAGAUAGGAUGUUCCGUUCAAACAGCAAACAGUUAAAUAGAUUGAAUACAGGUGUUGAGGUUGUUCCAUGGAGAAGUAAUAAGUCGUUGAACAAUAGUAAUCGUACCAGUUAUAAUAGUAAUAGUGGCAGUAGCAAUAGUAAUAUAGGAAUGAGUAAUUUCGCUAAUAAUGACAAUAGAAAUGAAUUAUAUUUAGAUAUUAAAGAGACGAUGUGUCUUGUGAUGGAAAGGUCGAUGAAUAAGAAGAGAAGGAGUAGAGACAGCAGACAGUUUAAGACAGUUAACGGUAGAAUUACAGGCAUCGUUGAUUGUAGAAGUUAUUUAAUUGGAGAGGCACCGUUGGUUACAAUUGAUCUAAAUAACCAUGGAUAUGACUUAGGUUUCCCCUCUUUACAUCGAUGUGUUGAACUUGACCAAUUUGAUAGUCAGAAUACGAAUAUAUCUUUUAUACCACCAAAUGGUAAGUUUCAAUUAAUGGAAUACAAUUUAGAUAUACAGAAAGAAAGAUAUGGUAUUAUUAGUUUAGAUUAUUCCAAUAAUCUUGGUAUAGAAGAAGAUGAGUUUGAAGUUACUAUUAAUAUCGGUUCGUCAAGAAGGAUAUCAGAGAUACAUGAUUUAUGCAUUGAAUUACAAUUCAAAGCAAAUGACAAUACAACAAAUAUGUAUGAAGAAGCUUAUCCUAUAAAGAUUAGAAUAUUACGUAGUACCCAUGGAAGAUUUAGUCAAAUAGUUAGUCAAAAUAGAGGGAUCUGGGAAUUUGAUCCAAAGAUCAGUACUGGAACAAUAGCUAUUUUAAGAGGUUGUAUUGAGAAUCAAAAUGAAGAAGAUACAGAUAAAAAUAGAAAUAACAAUAACAAUAACAAUAACAAUAACAAUAACAAUAAUAAUAAUGAUGAUGGUGAUGGUGAUGGUAAUGAUAGUAGUAUCAGUAAUUGUAAAAAAGUUAAGAAAAUCAAAUCAAAAUACACAUUAAAUCGUGUUAUAUUGAGAUACAGACAUGAAGGUGAAUCACUAAGUGGUAUUACAGUGAAUAGAAUAAAAGUUGAAAAUCAACUGUCCUCAAGUAAUGGUGUUCAUUCCAAUAAUAAAGUUCCAACACCAUUCAAGGGUGUCAAAUAUCUAAGUUAUGUUAAAAAUAUAGAGAUGAGAACAUGCUAG
This is a messenger RNA of Arxiozyma heterogenica, 1800 nucleotides long. It is a transcript of the gene APM3, whose product is annotated as Apm3p. Lineage: Eukaryota; Fungi; Ascomycota; Saccharomycetes; Saccharomycetales; Saccharomycetaceae. Gene Ontology annotation, biological process: intracellular protein transport; endocytosis. The transcript has a single exon. Gene Ontology annotation, cellular component: clathrin adaptor complex; cytoplasmic vesicle. The record is from RefSeq and is a predicted model, not a curated record. The coding region runs from base 1 to 1800 and encodes 599 amino acids.